Aspergillus ibericus CBS 121593 is the source of this 1292-nucleotide messenger RNA. RefSeq lists its product as uncharacterized. NCBI's taxonomy places the organism in Eukaryota, Fungi, Ascomycota, Eurotiomycetes, Eurotiales, Aspergillaceae. The record is from RefSeq and is a predicted model, not a curated record. The transcript has a single exon. Bases 27 to 1223 code for a protein of 398 amino acids. Gene Ontology annotation, molecular function: protein binding.
GAAUCUCCCCGUUCUUCGCUUCGAUCAUGGCGUCGGUGACUCUGGAAGGUUUGCCGGCCGAGUUGAUUGAGGCAAUCGUUAGUUGCCUCGACUUCCAAGACAUCUGCGCUCUGCGCCUGACUACACGCACCGUCUCAUUCAAGUCUACCAAUGCUACCUUUCGGACCUAUUUCUCUUCCAAGAAGUUGCAGAUUACCCCAGCCUCGCUGGAGCAGUUUGUUCGCGUCACCCAGCCCGGGCAGCUCGGCCUCUGGCUCCAACAGCUUACUCUGUAUGACUUUCUCGACCAAACGAUUGGACAAACCAGAACCGAGGACCCAGAUGAUACGCUCCAGCUAUCCCAACUGCUAGCGCAAGGGAUGGAAAAUAUCCGAGAUCGAGCUCCACACGGUGGUCGGUUGUCCAUCUCCCUCCAGAUCCAGGGGUCCGACCCAGCCGGGCUGCUCUAUGCGGACAGGGAGGCCACAACCAAAUUGUUCCAUGUAGUCAUGUCAGCCCUCGGGAGCACUGGACUACCCAUUCAGUCGUUGGAUUUGUUCGCCGAUGCCUAUGAUCACCACCACGGGAGCUGGUGUAGCUUGGGUUUCAGCGAAAUCACGACGGCUUUAUCCCGCGGCACAGCGGGCCUAUCGACCUCCCUUCGGCAAUGCAAGAAACUAUGCCUGAGUAUGGGGCACUGUUUACGCGGGUUCGAUUUUGACACCGAGACACGAUUACCGUUGACCUACGACGAGGCCCGACAAAACACCCGGUCACUCUGUGAUCUGUUGAACCUUUGCCCUACACUGGAGGAACUGCAUCUUGUCUGGGAGUAUGACGAUGUCGAAGAAACGAGCGCGGUUGUGGAAGAAUUGCUUUUCUUCAAUCGGAUUGCAGAAGUCUGUGAGUUCCUAAUUUUAAAGAAGUGUACCUUGAAGCGUAUCCGAGCGUCCGAGACCGGAGUCCUGUCCUUUUUCCGCAAGAUUCCCGGGUUGGUGUAUUUGAGCAUUGACGGAAUGGACCUCUAUGGUGAAGGUAGAUUUGAUUGUCUGCUUGAACUUCUGUCUACGGCUAUGCCUCAGUUGGAUAGUUUGCGUCUCCGCGGACUUAUUAGUGAGUUAGGGACCGUUGAAUUCCCGGAAGAACCCCGAAAAAAUUGGUGGAAGGAAAAAAGCCAUCCCUUUUAUGGUAUCAUGCGCAGAGGCCCCGACGCCCGGAGACCAGUUGUUGGCAGGAUUGGGUAGGGAAAGUCGGUGGCUAUCAGCAUCCGAAGAAUAUCCGAGUAAUUCGAAUGUGAGACAUGAUAGAGCAAC